This is a messenger RNA of Bipolaris zeicola 26-R-13, 1098 nucleotides long. RefSeq lists its product as uncharacterized. Gene Ontology annotation, molecular function: lyase activity. The transcript is spliced from 4 exons. The coding region runs from base 1 to 1098 and encodes 365 amino acids. The record is from RefSeq and is a predicted model, not a curated record. Lineage: Eukaryota; Fungi; Ascomycota; Dothideomycetes; Pleosporales; Pleosporaceae.
AUGGUUACACUACAAUUUGCAUCCUGGGCUACUGAUCUGACGUAUAGCAGUCUCACAAGCAGUUUACUUGCAGCUGAUAACAAAUCCUUCUUCAACUGGGCUGGAUGCGCAAUCGGCGGCUUUCCUUUCCAGGCUGUACCGCAGAUUGCACUCAACACGACACUCUCUGCGUUCUCAGGGCUACCAACAUCUUCGAUUCUAGGCGCGAACGAUUCCGCCUCAGGGGUUUUAGGAGAUGCCCAAACUGCAGCGCUGAUAAAUGGCAUCGCCAGCCAUGUCGAUGAUUACGAUGAUACGCAUCUUGAAACGAUCAUCUAUCCUGCCGGGCCCGUUGCAAGUGCUCUCUUAGCAGUAGCCGAAGCGCAUGGGCCUGUCACUGGCCAUGACUUCAUUACUGCAUUUGUGGCUGGUGUAGAGGCGGAAUGGUCCGUUGGCGCAGCCAUCGGCGUAAGCAAGCUUCUCAGAUUGAACACCACGUAUAUGCAACACGCUAUCGGAAUUGCCGCUACCCAAGUGGUGGGAAUGCAAGUGUAUUUUGGCUCGGACACCAAAUCUGUUCAUGUUGGCCGCGCCGCACAAGGCGGUAUUCUAGCUGCGCUGCUUGCAAGGAAUGGCUACACUUUUCUCUCAAAGCUCUUGAAGCCAAGUAUGGAUGGCUUCAUGUUUCUUUCAAUCAAAGACAUCGACACCGUACAAUUGCGCGUCAACCCCGAAGUUCUCAUCCUAACCGGAAAGAAAGAGCCACAAACUGGACUCGAGGGCAAGUUCAGCAUCUACCACGCCGCAGCAGUAGGCCUGGUUUACGGAGAAGCAAGACCUACUCAAUUCACCGAUGCUGUCGUCAAAGACUCGACCGUAAUAAGUUUACGUAACAAGGUCACUGCAACUGAAGAUGAAGGCGUAUUCCCGUCCGAAGCAUACCACGUCGAAUAUGCCAAGGGCAGUAUUCAGAAUCCACUUACCGAAGAAGAGUUAAAGGAGAAGUUCAUCGGCCAGGUGGGCGCGGCGAUUGGUCUUGAUCGUGCGGUAGAUGUGUAUGCGUCGUUUUCAAACGUGCAAGAGAUGUCCGAUGUUGCUGCCAUUCGGCAUACGUAUUAG